UUUCCACUAUUGUUGUUCCGGCUUCGGGGGAUAAACGUUAGAUCGAGUAGUCUCUCGAGUCGCGGGCCACGAGUCGACGUCGUUCUAGGGUACGCUGCGCAGGUUUCCCAUUCGAAUUACUCUUUCUCGGCUCUGAUCGACACUAGGGUUGCCCACUUCGCCAUGGCGAAAAAGGAUCGGCGACCUUCGCAAACGGCCAAACCGCAGAAGAAGGUUAAGUCGCCAGCGGAGAUCACGGCGGAUAAGCUCCGAUAUCACAGAGAGCUCGACUCGCGAUGGGCCAUCGUUCGCGAAAACCGGGUCGAGUACUUCCGCGGUAAGGACUUCGCGGACCUCCUUCGCAAGCACCCCGAGCUCGCGGCGCCCUUGAUCUCCCCAGAGGACGCAGCUGGCCUGCGCCGGCCGGUGGAGGAGGCGGUGUUUCACAGGCUCGUGGAGGCCCAGCUCGUGGUGCGCUGCGAUCGGGUAGUUAAGACUCUGCGACCGGGGAGGAAGAAACUCUCCAAGUGGCCGGCCCGGCUCGAUUUCCACCAGGAUCAAGCAUUCACUGUGGACGAUGGCUUCUACGCGUGGAUGUAUGAGCGCCAGCAGCCCGUGUGGCAGACCAUCCUCUCGUUCAUGCUGCCGGUCUUCACAGUGGCGUGCUGCCUCUUCCCCGUCUUCCCCCACUGGUGCAAGCUCACUGUGCUCUACUUUCUCCUCGGCUUGAUCGCCCUGAUCUUCCUCCUCCUCUUUGUGCGGGUGGCCAUAUUUGGAGUCAUCUGGCUGGCUCUGGGCAAGCGCGUGUGGUUCUUCCCCAGCAUCCUCGCGGAGGAGGGCUCGCUGGCGGAGCUCUUCCGCUUCUGGCCAGAUAAGGACGACAAGCCGCCCGCUAAGAUCACGACCCGGCUGGCUGUGGCUGUGAUGCUGGCAUUCACGUUCUGGCUCAUGGUGACCUACGCCCCCGACCAAGAGCAGCGCGCAAAGUACCAGAAGAAAGUGUCCAACAUUAUUGACGACGUUUUACAAUGGAAACCGCAGAUGCUUACAGGGAAGACAACGCCGGCUGCCCCUGCUAAUGCUACAUCAGCCAAUCAGACGUCCGCAAAUGCCACUGCUGACAACUCCACAAGCUCCGACGCUACUGCAGAAACGGUGGAGGCUAAGGCAUCUAGCAGCGGUGGUAGCGAUGCCUCUGGUGGCAGCAGCACUAACACAGAGAGCAAGGAUGUAUUCGAGGAGCAGUUGUCGGGAGGUACCCAAAAGAAGACGGGAAUGGAAGCAGGUGCUUGACUAGAGUAUGGUAAUGAUUCCCUAAAAAUCAGCAGGUGUCUGCAUUAGUUAUUGGAGUUAUUGUUAUUGUGCAGAUCAGAUGUAUGCUGUAUUGUAAGGUUUCAAUUCAUAAGUCAGGCAGGCAGCCAGCCACAGACCACCACCACCUCCACCAUCAUCUCUUGCUCCACCUCCGCACUCCGCGUCUUCGCCGCUUCCCGUACGGUAACCUCCCCGCCACGCGCUUUCUGGUGUCUCAGAAACAAUGGCUGACGACGAGCCUGUGGAUCCGAAGCUCGAGAUUGAGGAGGGCUGCCGGCCGAAGUGCGUAAAGCAGCUGCUCGCGUAUGAGGCUUGUGUGAAGAGGAUCGAGGGCGACGAGACUGGGGAGAAGCAUUGCACUGGCCAGUACUUCGACUACUGGGCGUGCAUCGAUAAAUGCGCGGCUCCUAAAAUCUUCGCCCAGCUAAAAUGAUGGCUUACCGUACAUUCACUCACCUACCGUAUGGUAAAGCUGGCUGAUGUGAUGUGCACCCGCUGUUGCUGAAGGCAUUUUCUGGCCAUGAAAUGCACUGUACCACUACUUGACAUUCUUUCAAAUAUAUGCAGUGCAGUGGUGGCUCAGGUAGCGCUUGAGGCAUUGGCAUUUCCCUUUCUCUGGUCGAAGUACUGGUAACUGGAAGGAUCUGCACAAAUAUCGUUUGUCCAAUCAAAAUCAGAGGGGGGAGAGAGAGAACCUGAAGGAAAGUCCACCUGAUGGAAAGUACAUCAAAGGCCGCUGCAGUGUGUAUGACUUAGGAAUGCAGUUUUGGUUCUU
Molecule: messenger RNA, 2068 nt
Organism: Closterium sp. NIES-67
Lineage: Eukaryota; Viridiplantae; Streptophyta; Zygnematophyceae; Desmidiales; Closteriaceae
Source: the annotation of a GenBank genome assembly